Molecule: messenger RNA, 6359 nt
Organism: Mya arenaria
Lineage: Eukaryota; Metazoa; Mollusca; Bivalvia; Myida; Myidae
Product: zinc transporter 9-like
Exons: 20
Coding region: 71-1819 (582 amino acids)
Biological process (GO): positive regulation of transcription by RNA polymerase II; zinc ion transport; transmembrane transport
Cellular component (GO): nucleus; membrane
Molecular function (GO): monoatomic cation transmembrane transporter activity
Source: RefSeq, a predicted model, not a curated record
ACAAAGCAGGCAUUUAUAAUAAUAUUGUGGAACAUUGUUUUGGAAAGUGUUGGAAUGCUAUACAUAUAAGAUGAUGGCAGUGUACCGGUUUUGCCAGCAGGCAAGGAAAACUUCAGCUACAAAUCAUACAGGUUCAUUGUGGCAAGCUCUACGAGAUUUGAAUGGUUGGAGUGUUGUACAGGCGACUGGGUCAUGUGGUUGUUUCAUCAAUGCCAACUUGUGUAAACUCCAGCCCUCGAACUCAGUCGGGUUUAGCAGUGCAAGGCAGACAUCCACACAGCCUCCAUCAGAUACUACGUCAGAGUUAUAUGACAGAAAUAGUAUGAGGCGGUAUGGGAAACUGGAGGAGGAGAUCAGUGAGAUAGAAAACCAUGCUUUUAGAACACAGGGCCCAGUAUGCCAAGGCACAAGAAGCCCUGAGGUUCAAGGGGUGGAACAUAUAAGACCAGACAAUCGCUUUGGAAACUACAGAUACUUCACCAAGAAUGCCAUUCUAAGGAAAAAUAUUCUUCAAGCACAAACAGACUAUUUCCAGUAUACAGACAACAACUACAUGGACAUGCAGUCUGCAAAGUCAGAAUAUCUGCUCACAGAUGAUGACCUGGCAAAGAUACGAAAGAUCACUCGUGCCAGUCCAUAUUCGAGAUCCAGCUUCAUUGAAGUUGCUUGGGACAAGGAUCUAAAAAGACUGGCAAUGGAUCGAUGGGGCAGCAUGCAGGCUUUAGAGAGGGAAAAGACAUUCAGAAAAUACAAAGAGUCUGUUAGUCCUAAGAAGGUAAAUGUUGUACAAUCACUGAAGGAAGCAUUUGGAAAGGAUUCUGGAGCUGUUGUUAUGCUGGCGCUGUCUAUGAAUGUGAUUAAUGCCAGUGCAAAGGGUAUGAUCUGGAUGUGGACUCGGUCUCCAAGCAUGUUCUCAGAGUUUAUGCACUCUAGUGGAGACGUACUCAACCAGCUGUUCCUGGCCGUAGGAAGAUACAAGUCAUUACAAAAACCUGAUGAGGAACAUCCGUAUGGAUACCGUAACUAUGUGCACAUAUUCAGCUUGUACAGUGGCAGUGCCAUCUUCUGUUUUGGGUUUGGUGUAACAUUGUACCACGCCUUAUACUGCCUAGCUAAUCCAGUACCACUAGUCACUGAGGGAUUGUUCAUGACAUACCUUACACUGAGCUUCAAUCUGGUCACAGAUGCAGUUUCCCUUGCGUUUGCAGUCAACCACAUACACAAGGAUGCUAAAGCUGCAAACAUGUCUUUUAAACAGUAUAUCAAGGAGAAUGAUGAUCCAGCCAGCAAUGUUGUGUUGCUGGAAGAUGCAGCUGGUGUGAUGGGUGUCAUUAUCUGCUUCACUGCCAUUGUGCUUAGCAGACAUUUUGAGAACCCUGUGGUUGAUGCUGUUGGUUCAUUAACAAUCAGUGGUAUGCUUGGAGUUGUGUCCUUCUUUCUCAUGAAACAAAACAUCGAUAAGCUCCUCGGACAAACUCUGCCGUAUGAAAGAGAAAUCCAAAGGAUUCUGGAGAAUGACAAGUUUGUGAAUGCUGUUCAUGAUGUGAAGUCACUGGACAUGGGUGACCAGAGCCGUUUUAAAGCUGAAGUUGUCCUAGAUGCAAAGCUGAUUACAAAUGAUUUUCUUCAGACCAAACUUGAUGAGCAGGAAAUGCUUGUGAAUCUGAAGUCCCUCCGUACAGUGGAUGAACUUGAUGUUUUUCACCAAGAGUUUGGCUGCUUCUUGUAUGAGCAGAUCGUGUACCACGUGGACCGGCUGGAGAAGGAAAUCAAGAAAAAGUUUCCAGAAGUUCGUCACAUCGACAUUGAGCCAAGCUGAGGUGCUGCCUUCAGAUUGCAUUUAUCUGGACAACUGGGCCAAGCAGAGACUCCGACAAAAUGUUCCAAAUAUCUGGACAAGUGUACUGUUGACAUUUUCCCUGUUAUCAUCUAUCAAGCACAGUGAACAUCACUGAUAGUUGUUUUAUCAUAAUACGUUUGCAGGUUUUUCCUGGAAAAAAAGUUGAUGUUUUGCCCAGAGCCUUAGUGGCAUUAUCUGCGCUGUCAUUCACAAACUUUAGACUUGGGCAUAAAUAAUCAAAAAAGUAUUCAUUGGAUGCAAACAUGACUGCAUCUUGAAUGGUUUGUCAAAAUUCACCUUUUCCAUUUGAAAAAAACCCUCUUACAUUUGUUUUUUCAACUGUUCCAAGGUGGUCAUACCUUGUUCAUAGAAAAACUUUUGAAGGGACUUAAACUUAGAACACAGAUGAUUUAAACUAAGAAUACAGAUAGAAGGCAUAUGAGAAAGUGCAGUGCGCAAGAGCUACCAUACAAAUUUUCAAUUUAGUGCUUCACAUAAUACAAGAAAUUAAGUAGAUAGCAUAGGUUUAGAUAUACAUUUACAAUUUUGGUAAUAUAUACUGUAAGCUCUUUCUGACCAGUUAUGUUAUAUAAAAUCAUGAUUUUGAGUUAAAGUUAGCCUUAACAUUGAAGUUGUUGUACAAAAGGAAUAAAUAGAUUAUGUAUACACAAUAGAUAUAAUCAUUGAUUGUUUAACUUUAAACAUCACACACAGUUGUAGUGUUAUUCUUAUCCAUAUUUUACCCUAUCAACACACUCAUAAGGAACAUAUUUUUCUGCGUUUAAAGAACCUCUUAUAUUGAUGAGUAUUCAUCUUACACUCACUAAGAUAUUGAGAUUUUGCAAAAUGCUGAUGCAUGGCUUUAAUUAAGUGUCCAUAACUCUGUAUCCUCUUUCACACACCCAACAGUUUCUCCCAUUGUUUGUUUUGAUUUUCGUAAUUUUUAAUUUGAUGAUGAAGGGAAGGAGUAGAUUACAACCAGAGCCAUCACAGUAGUAAUAAGGACUCCAAAUGAUAGCAUAUUUGAAAGGGUGUUCAAUUUGAAGGCAUGGUAUUUAAUAAACAAGAAAUACCAUUGAUGCAAAGCAUUUAGGGGGCCAUGAAGUAGUUUGUAAAACAAACAAAUUAUAGGUGAUGUACUUUUAGCCAGAUUUUUCAACAAAAAAAAUACAAGUCAAAGAAUGGCCAAAACCGGAUUCUGUGUGUCUGUAAACAAUUGCUUGUGAACACGAUACAGUCUUCAGUUUUGAUUGUAUCUCGAUGAAACUUGUACAGUAUUUAGAUAUCCAUUAAAGCUCGGUUCCUUUUGAAAACCAGCCAGAUCCACCCAUGCAAGCCUAGACCAUGAGUCUAAAAGGAUAAAAAAAAUGCUAUUUUUAGCUAAGUCUAUUUUUAGCCAAUUCUGCAUGAGCGAAGUCUAUUGUUAGCCAAGUUUACAUGUAAAGUCACAAUUGCUUGUGAAUGUUUGUUCAAAUUAUGCCCCUGGGGUCAUUACUGGCCACGCCCAUGGGUUCACAGGUUUGGUAUAGUUAAAUUGGGAAAUGUUGAAAACCUUUUUGUCUGAAACAGCUAUGCAGACCCUUGCUAUUCUGAACAAGGCUUAAUUUAGUGGUCCACUACCGUGGUUGUUCAAAUUAUGCCCCUUGGGUCAAUAUUGGCACUGCCCCGGGGUUCACAAGUUUCCUAGAGACUUAUUUAAGAAAUAUUUUCAAAAUCUUUUUGUUUCAAACCACAAGGCCCAUACCUUUGAUAUUUGUUGUGGAGCUUCAUAUGAUGACUGUCUAGCAAAACAUUUGAAAUUUUGCCCCUUGGUGAACUUUAUAUUUGUUGGCUAUUACUCAUACAUACAUGCUCUGGAUUGAAAAUGACCACAAGAGCCAUGCCAGUAGAGCAUUGGCCCUGUUGGGCCUCUUGUUAUUCAAAUGUUAUGAAACUGUCAGAUUAUUUGUCUGCAUUUUGUCUUGAACAUUUGUGCAUAUGGAUCACCUCAUGUCAGGUGAAAUCUUUGGAUAUAUUUUCCUAUGUCAUAAAGUCAGUAGUUUUUAUCCAAUUGUCAUGAAACUUUGUCAGAAUACUUGUCUGCAUGUUGUCUUCAAAUGCUUAUGAGUAUGGGUCACCUUAGGUCAAAAACUAGGCCACUACAAUGUAGGUCAAAUAUGAGGAAAUGUUUUCCUUGUGUAAUCAAUUAAAAAAAAUCAGAACUUUUGCAGUUGUCUGAUUUUCAGGAAAUAAUAAUUUGGAUAAAAAAUCAUUUCAAUUUUUUUUUCAGAAAAGUCUGUCAACAAUAUAAAUUUGCUUUUGUGUCUAAAUGCCCCAGACUACCCAAUUAAUAAUGUUUAUGGUUUCUUGAUUGUAUAUUUUCAAACAAGAAAAAUAUUCAAUAAAAUCAUGAAAAUUAAAGUGCUUAAAACAUUGAAUGGCUUAUGGCCUGCAACAUUUUGUAAGUAUAGGCAUGUAAUUGUAAAACAUAAUUAUUAACGUCAACAUCACAAGAUAGUAUAUGUUGCUCAUAAUUUCCUUCACGAAAACAUUUAGAGCUUAAUGUUGAUUCUCAAUAAGAUCAUGAAUUAUAAGUCACUUGAAAUGUGGAAUACGUCAAAUAAUUACUUAGAAGGUAUUGAGUAAUUCCCAAUAUCAUAUAAAACUUUAUCUGGAGCUUUAGUUUCAUAAACAUUGCACUGCCAUGGAUAAAAAAUAAAGGAUUUUUUUUGUAAAAUCUAAUCUACACUUCAAACUUGACUUAAGUGUUUUUAAUUUACUACCAGGGUAUGCCAGCUAAACCAAAUGCAUCCCAACAAAAUGCAUUGGACAUACUAGCUAGGUUUAUGUUUUAGGCUUCUUUCUACAACGCCAAAUACCUUUAUCAAAUCACCCACAUACUAUCGCCCACAUAUUUUUAAUUCCCUGUAUGUUUAAUGUACAUGUACCUUAAUAUGUCACACGUGGACAAAAUGAACAGAUUUAUAUCAGUUGUUUUAAGACUAUCUGCGCAUGCGCCCAGUUAGUCUUAAGACCGCAAAAUCCAAAGAACUACUUCUAUUCAUGUCGUUUUAACCCAUUUUUUUGUCUUAAUGCGCUCUAUGUUUAGCAGAUUGAGGACGAAAUCAUAAAAAUAGAUUAGUUGUAUUGCGGUCCGAGUAUGAGUUCUUGCUUGUUCGGCUAUUUCCGCGCUGUAUUUCUUAUCCCGGCGUUUUAUUUUUAGCAGUAUAUAACUAUUUAUAGAUCGUUAUAUUUAUCAGAUUAAUGUGGGUCAAAAUAAUGGAGGCUCUGGUAGGAAGGUAACAUACUGGUAUUCACUCUGAGUUAAGCCCAAGAUGUUCUAGAAAUUAUUACCGACCGCAAGUGUCUCAUCGCCUGCAGUGUUUGUUAUUAUAUAAAUUGUGUGUGACCUUGAAGCACGCUUAUUUGUAAUGGUGUAUUUUUGAUAUUACUUUUAUGAGAUAAGAAACAAAAAUGAUUAUCUGAAAUUCAGUAGUUGUAUCUCAGGUUUCGCGUUGCUUAUGCUUCAAAUACUAUGCGUUGCCUGCUAUACAAUAACAAAAUACUAUUCAUUCUAAGAUGUUUUCAUUUUUUGCGUAAAAGCUUCGUUCCGGCAUAGUUUUGGACAUUAUGAUUUCAAUUUAUUCUAGCACACAUGCCCUGAUACGACAGUGAGUUAUGCAUACGUUUGAUGAAGCAGAGUAGUUCGGAUUUAACCUGUAAAACAUCCAAAGAGUGCGAAGCAUUCAUAACAGCACUAGUAUUUCUACACCGAUACUUACAUAAAACAUAAAUAACAUUUAUUUAUCAAUAAAACUUGAAAAAGCACAAUCAUAUUCUCAUUCUUAGAACAGACAGUUUCUGAUAAUCUAAAAAUAGUUUCAACUACAUUAACUGACCGAUUUUCUAAAAAUAGUUUCUACAUACAUUAACUGACCACAUGUUUGUCCUCACCACGGGAAAAUGACCAUCUGAUAAGCUCUGCAUUUUGAUAGGAAUUACUGCUAAAGUUGCUCGUAAAAAUAAAAUCAUUUUCCUUAAACAAUUAGAACGUGUAUGUUCAUAAAACUUGCCUAACGUAUGAUAUCUAAUCAAAGUACCGAUAGAAGCGAUUAAAAGGGGCAUGCAUUCUAAUUUUACAUACAUGGGGAUACGUAGACUGAAGUGAUGAGCUGUGCAUUUUGAAUGAAAUUAUUGCUGAUGUAGUUUGUAAAAAUAAUGAUUUUUCCUUAAACAAAACGUGUAUGUUCAUAAAACGAAAUGAUAUAUAUGAUGUAUUGUAUUUUCCUAUCGUAUGAUAUUUUAUCAAAGCAACGAAAACCCUUUAGAAACGAUUGAUAGGGGCAUGCAUUGUAACAUUAAAUACAUGGGGGUGGGGAUUUACGACGAUUGAAGCAACAUUUACAUAAACAAAAUGAUACAAGACGCCAUAAAAUAGAUAUACAUGUAGAUAUGUUUGUUUCCUCGCCCAGUGUGUUCACUUUUAUCUAUGUGCCCUUCACCCAUUCCCAUACGGUUCAAAUAAAAUUUGCAACUCUCA